CUCUCCACCUCUGUCCACCUUUCUUCCUCCUGUUUUCCCGUAGGUGCUCUCUCCCCCUCACUGGUUUCCUUUAGUAGAGUAGGCUAUGAACUGAAAUUUUUAGGAGAGUUUUGUACUGGUUUUCGAGUUGAGAAGUUGUCCUUCGGGAUUCCCUUUUUGAUCUGUUGAUUUCGUUGUCUGAGUUUCACAGUUUUCUCCCAUUUUCGUUCGUGGCUAAGAUCUCGAUUUCCCGGAGUUUGGAUUGAUCCCAAGCGAUAAUUUUUGGGGAAUAGUUUCUUGCUAUGGUGAAUUUGGUCUGUGCAAAUUUUGGGAACGAUUCAUGGAGGUUUGGGUACAUUCUGGUUAAUUUUUGGAGCCGGCCUCACCCUGCUCUUUUUCCUGUUCGUAGUGCAAGGGGCUCUCUGCUCUUUCUGGUUCUGGUCAGUGGCGCAGGUUCCCAAGUCCGAUGGAGGUUGAGCCAGUUCCUUGCUGCAGUGCUACCAGCGCCGAGCGCUCAGGCGCCGUGCGUGCUCGCUUGAGCAGCACUUGUCGUUGGCCAGGAGCAGACCCUGCUCAAUUUCCUCCAAACAGCUCGUGGACACCAGCAGUCCGUCAGGAGUCCAUCAGGCCAGGAGCGCCCUCAGCUCUACUCGUUCAGCAAGCAGGUUUUAUCUACCGUAAGAAUUUUGUUAUGCAAUACUAUCCAGGCAUGUACCUUGUAUUUAUUUUUCGCCCUUGCUUUGCCAAAUGAGCUCAGCGUGGAACCUGUUAUGCGAGCCUGCUUUCAUUCUUCACGGCCUCGAGGACGACUGCUCGCUCGGACGGGCUGGGCUACAUCCGCCCGCUGGCUGUUCGAAGCAAUAAGCAGCCCACUUUAAUUUGCCUGUCGUCCAAUUUGGUCAGCAGCUCAGUGAGCCGAAUACCACUGCAAUGUGCCGACUGUGCUGUACUCAGUAGGACUACACCGGAAUACAUGCAUAUAUUCUUCUAAAAGAAAAAGGAAGUAUU
Sorghum bicolor (sorghum) is the source of this 987-nucleotide messenger RNA. RefSeq lists its product as uncharacterized. The transcript is spliced from 4 exons. The record is from RefSeq and is a predicted model, not a curated record. The coding region runs from base 446 to 730 and encodes 94 amino acids. NCBI's taxonomy places the organism in Eukaryota, Viridiplantae, Streptophyta, Magnoliopsida, Poales, Poaceae.